GAGAAAUAGCAAGCGAGCGAAGGUCUACGCUACGAGACAAUUUGGAUGCGCAAACAUUGAUCAGAUGAUUCUCUGCUGUUGAACUGUUUCCCUAGAAGCGUGUCUGAUUGUCUGUGGGAAACGAUGGACAUUACUGUGACAACGCUUACUAAACUCCAAAACAACAGUUAGGGCCAAACAGUGGAAUAAUGUUGAGAAAUAACGGGACUCAGGAUUUUCAAGCAUACGACUUCACUUAUGUCCGCUUUUGUGUGUCCACGGUGUCGUUCUCAAUUUUGGCGUCUUUCAACAUCAUCAUAAACUGGACUAUAGUGCGCGAAGAGAGACUCCGGAGCCAUGCACGCUUUGUUCUCGUGCUUCACCUAUUGGUAUCCGCGCUGGUAUACUUUGGAAUGUCCAGCGUUUUCUAUCUUCAGAUCUACAUGGGAUCGAAGCCAGCUGUGACCACCUGUAUGGCUAUGAUAACUGUACUAAUUGCGAGCGCAUCGAACAUCCUCAUCACGCUGACAGCGAUGGCGUUGGACCGUUACUUUGCAGUGUGCCACCCAAUGAGGUACAGCCCAGUUUGUUGUGGUCGCCAGUGGCCCUGGCUCGUGGGACUUCUAACAUGGGGGCUCGCCCUUGUUAUCCCUCUCUGUUUGAUCCUGACGGAGAAGCAGGCCACCGAACUCAAUGAGGAGUGUGGACGGGAACGGCUAAUUAGAGGAGAGCUACAAAAGAUAUUGCUGAUUUCGGUAUGUGCAGGGCUUAUAUUGUACAGUUAUGUGAGGAUAUUGGUGGAGGGACGACGGUUGGGUGUGCUGAAUCGACGGAACCGGGUCGGCUGCAGGACUAUCGCCUUGCACGGCACACAGCUAGCCGUGUAUAUACUACCUAACUUUGUGAAUUUUGUAUUGGCCCAGUUUAUGAAGAAUGGUUAUCUUCAGUCGGGGACCAAAGAGCUGUCUGCGGUAGUGGUCUUUGCUUUCUUUAGCUUGGCACAAUGCGUCGCGCCCAUUGUGUACGGUUUGCGCAAAGAGGAACUGUUGGAGCAGGUGCAUUACCGUUUCCCAGUCUGUUCCCGCCAUCUGAAGAGCGUCCUUGGGUGGACAGUGCGUGCGACGCGGACACCCACGCAGCUCAUACCACGUGAGAGGUCAUUGACCGCCCACACCAUCCUGUCUCUGGAGAUGCUGGAGAGCCCAGCUGAGGAGAGACAGAACCCACUGCUAGCUGAUCCAUGAUUGGACCCCACCUGCUACUUGACCUUUGAUCCAUGGGAUUAAGUGUACAGAAUGGACUAAACUGUCGCUGACAUCCUCAGCAGACGUUCUCCAUCGAUCAAAUGGUGGACGUGAUGCGUAGUGCUUAACCAAGGUCAAAUCUGUGUAGGUACACACUGGGAAGCAUGUUACUCAGAAGAACUGGUCAUUUAUGCUGAUGGAAGACUCACACAUGUAAAUCCAGGACUUUCGAUUUAUUUUAUAACAGACUCUUCGGCAGGGAAAUAUAGCAAGUGAAAGACCAAGGCUGCAGUCCCAAGACUGUCGAAAGGCCAGAGCAUCCGCAACAAACUAAGUAAACAUUCCAGAACAUUUGAUAUAAUCCUGGAAAAUCUGAAUAUUCUUUGUAACCUUUGACAACUACCUCUGUAAAGACGAUCAAUAGUAAAAAUAAAUAAAAUAAAAAACAGUUUCUAAGCUGUUCAUCAUGAAUCUAAAUAUGAUGCUGUAGUGGUAUAGUAAAGGCUGCAGUAACCUACAGCAGGUGCACUUGUUCACCCAAUGUAUGUUAAGAGGGGAUAUUUUCAACAGUAAACCACAACGUUUUGUGACUGCUAUAACAGCAGUUGUUGAACAGUGUGUACACACACAAACCACACACAGACACCAACGUCUCCAAUCAGCAUUUAGACUGAGCAGGAAGCGAGAAUGUUUGAUAUCUUUACACAACAUAACCAGUAAAUGCCUGCCUGGUUUGAAAAUUGUUGAGAUAUGCAACUUUGGAAAAGAGUGCGCCCAAAUAAACACUGACAGUAUAACUUCCUUAUCUUUUUGUGGUUCACUUUUUGUGGUUCAUGUUGUUUUAAUUUGUAACUUGUAUAGCUGCAUGCUCUUAUGGGUCUUCCCUUUGGCACUUGUUUAGUUUUUUCACAAUGAA
Molecule: messenger RNA, 2139 nt
Organism: Hypomesus transpacificus
Lineage: Eukaryota; Metazoa; Chordata; Actinopteri; Osmeriformes; Osmeridae
Exons: 2
Coding region: 189-1223 (344 amino acids)
Biological process (GO): G protein-coupled receptor signaling pathway
Cellular component (GO): membrane
Molecular function (GO): G protein-coupled receptor activity
Source: RefSeq, a predicted model, not a curated record